AUGCCAUUUAUUUCCGGUCGUCAGCUUGCCUUUCCUCUUGUUGUCUUAAUAUUUCUAUUGAGAUGUUUUUCAACAAGGCAGAAAUACGAUGAUAUUGACUAUGCAGAUAAUAUUGGUCAAGCCGAUUUUUCAACAGGAUCGAAGUUUAGACCCAUCGAUGCCGUUUACACCUGGGUCAAUGGAUCAGAUCCUAUAUGGAAAAGCGAGAGGGACUUUUGGUAUCAGCGCUGGGUCAAGGAAUAUGAUGGACCGGAUUUGAAUAUCCAAAAAAAGCCGAAAAGUGGCUCCGAUGAAGAUGAAUGUGCUGCCGAUGAGAAUCAUUUUCGAGACAACGACGAGCUCCGAUAUUCCGUUCGCUCCCUAGAAAAAUAUGCACCAUGGAUCCGCCAGAUAUAUCUUGUGACGAACGGCCAGGUCCCUUCGUGGUUAGAUCCGGACAAUCCUCGAAUCAAAGUUAUCAGUCACUCCGAAAUUUUCGAAAAUUCUUCACAUUUGCCGGUUUUCUCUUCCUCUUCUAUUGAAAGCAAUCUUGACAGGAUCCCAGGUCUCAGUGAUAAUUUUCUCUACUUCAAUGACGAUGUUUUCCUUGCAGCACCUAUCUCGCCAGAUGAUUAUAUAACGCCAUCUGGGGUGCAAACCAUCUACCUAUCUCACCCAGUUCCACUAGGUGAUGAUGCAUAUCCGGAGUACUGGUCUGGAGAUAAUCUUCUCACUCCAGAGAGCUCCGAAUCAACAUGUGGGAGGCAGUUCGAUGACUACAAUAUUGUGGAUGAUGGGCACGGCGGAGUAAAAUGUGAGCUGCUAGUAGGGAAAGUGUUUCUCUCCUCGGCAUGUGAACUGGAAGCAGAGAUCCCGCAGUCUUUAUUCGACGAAGUUUUGGGGGCAAUAUUUCUCUGGGACACGGCGACAUUAAUUCUACUUUGCUCUUAA
Molecule: messenger RNA, 930 nt
Organism: Penicillium riverlandense
Lineage: Eukaryota; Fungi; Ascomycota; Eurotiomycetes; Eurotiales; Aspergillaceae
Product: stealth family protein
Exons: 1
Coding region: 1-930 (309 amino acids)
Cellular component (GO): Golgi apparatus
Molecular function (GO): transferase activity, transferring phosphorus-containing groups
Source: RefSeq, a predicted model, not a curated record